AAAUACUUACUUUCUCACUGCUGCCUGUAAUGAAGUAUUGGUACACUGUGCAAUGUUUGGUCAGUAAUAAAUUAACGUGCCAAAAAAAUGUCAUAUAUUUUUUGGAUAUUCUCAGUACUAUGUCCCUUUCUUGUGCAUUCUGAAAGUGGUGAUUAUGAUGAUCCCAUUUUCUGCUCAUCCACACUGACCUUCGGACAGAAUAACCUAACCUGUUUCCCGGCUGCUGGAGACACUGACGACAUUGAAUUUGCAUCACUUUGCUCAAACACCUGUUUUAAUGGCACCUUGGACCCUGAUAGCAUUAACUUUCAGAAUCUGAGGAUAUUGACACCCUAUAAACUGAAGACCCACUUUAAAGAAGGUGAAGUACUUGUACAAGAUAUCAACUUGGUGAGAAUAGUAAAAAUUCCAACUCCUGAAAUACAGAAUGCUACAUACAAGUUUGAUGAGGCUAUUAUAUACAUUAAAUACAAGCAUGACUAUGUCAUCAACCCUGCUUUUGAAGUGCAAAUCAGGGGGAAGUCCUUCAACAAUGUAGUCAUAUUUUUUUUACUCCACAUUAGCUUUAUAAUGCCACAAAAGUUAUUUUUUCAGUAUCAUAAUUGCAUAUGUCUUUUUUAUCAGGUGUUUAAAACAUUGUUCCAGCCAGUGACCAUAAGCAGACACUUGCUGAGAGACAAUGAAGAAUACUAUGUAUGUGCGAGAGCCAAACCCAUCGAAUAUUUCAAUGGCAGAUGGACUAACUGGAGCCCAGAGAAAAGUUUCACUGUGAACACAGAAGACCAAGCUCCACUUGUUAUCACUCUUCUCUACACUCUUCUCUGCACAAGUGUCAUUCUGCUGGUUGUCAUUGGCUUGGUGGGCCUACGAUGCAAAGAAAUAAAAGCUCUAAUUUCUCCAAACAUCCCUCACCCAAAGGCCACUCUUGCCCAGAUACACAGGUUAAAGGAGCACCCACCUGUCAGUUUUAGCCCAGAAAUGUUCAAUGAUGUCAAUAUCAACCAUGUGGAUUAUACUGAAGAGAUGCACCUUACUCCUGAGCUCAACGAGAGUCACACUGCCAUCAUAGGAUGCUGCACCAGUGGAGUUGUGGGAUUGAAAUCUUCUCAGCCUGCAUCAUUGAGUGAGACACAGGAUGGAGAUGAUCAAAGGCUUGAGGUGGAGAUGUCCCAUCUGAAAAUUAAGUUGCUGGAUCAGUCAGUGUCUAGUGAUGAAGGAGAAAAUCAUGUUGGCUGCCAGAGUCUAGCUGCUCUCCAAAGAGAUUAUAAGGAUGAGACCUAUGUCACCAUGUCCAGCCUCUACAAGACACAGUGUGGCUAGUGUUGGAAAACAUACUGUUCAUUUUAAUCUUUAUCUGGAGGUCUGCUCUCAUUCUCAAAGUUUUACAUGGCCAAAUGUGGUGGAUGACUAUCAGUGGCCAGAGGCCAACAAAUUUAUAGGUGUUUUGUUUGGAAUGGAACACAUAUUUCUUGUUUGACCAACAUCCUACAAUAAGCGAAAUAUAAUAUCAGUGCAUAGGCAACUGUAUAAGAGGUGUCAAACAUCCAGUAUCACUUGCUGCUAAGAAUAUUCUUUGAAUGUAAAAAACAAAACAAAACUUGGGCUUGAAAAAUCUCUUUAUUCUGCUGCUUGGAUUUGCAAAAGCAGUAUAAUUUAAUUUGCCAUGUGCAACACAAUCAACCAUUUCUACAAACAUCAAGAUAUUACAGAAUAACAAUAAUGAGUAACUAUGUAACUAUGUCCUGACACAUCAUGUAUAUUCUCACUGAAUGUUGUGUGAGUGUUUGGAUAAGCCAUGCAUCUUGACACAAUACAGGCAUUUCCCAAGGGGCUGUGAUUUUUUUUUGUAAUGUAACUAUUAAUUAAUUAACCCAGUAUUGCAAUUAUCAUGUUUGUAAUGCAUUAAUUUCACCAACACAAAAUAUGCAGAGAAGAGUGGGGCUGCUCAUCUGAGAGGUUCUGUGUACACUUAUGUUUACAUAAUUUAGCAGACACACGUAUCCGACUUACAUAUUCACCAGUAUGAUAGUACAUGUCCUCCCUAGGGAACUGCCCUCAGGAUCUAGGUGUUACUAGCACCAUGCUCUACUUGAUCUAUCAAGUCAGCUACUGGAGCUCACCUUUUAAGAUAUUACUGCUGAUGACAUGAUGUAAUACCAUAAUUGCUGCUAGCUUUGAUGCAUUUACUCAACAUUACAAGGCUUCCUGGCACAAUGAAUAUAAUGAACAGCAUAUAGUAUUUCCUCAUAUUUGUACUUGUAUAUGGUAUGUAUCCUAUAUAGAAGUGAAUGUAUCCAUACAUAGUUGCCCUGGGAAAGAGCUCUUAAUACCUUUUUUUUUUUUUUUACAAGUCUCAGGUAUGUUUUCUUAAAUCUUUGUUUUACAUUCGACUCUGUAAGGCAUUUUAUAUUUUCAGACAUUAAAGUGCAAUGGGAAUAAAUGCAUCACUUAUAAAAGCAUCACAUUUAAUCA
Electrophorus electricus (electric eel) is the source of this 2472-nucleotide messenger RNA. RefSeq names its product interleukin 7 receptor (gene il7r). Gene Ontology annotation, cellular component: external side of plasma membrane. Gene Ontology annotation, molecular function: cytokine receptor activity. NCBI's taxonomy places the organism in Eukaryota, Metazoa, Chordata, Actinopteri, Gymnotiformes, Gymnotidae. Gene Ontology annotation, biological process: cytokine-mediated signaling pathway; positive regulation of receptor signaling pathway via JAK-STAT; hemopoiesis. The record is from RefSeq and is a predicted model, not a curated record.